This is a messenger RNA of Neohortaea acidophila, 3273 nucleotides long. RefSeq lists its product as uncharacterized. Lineage: Eukaryota; Fungi; Ascomycota; Dothideomycetes; Mycosphaerellales; Teratosphaeriaceae. Gene Ontology annotation, cellular component: Z disc; nucleus. Gene Ontology annotation, molecular function: transcription coregulator activity. The transcript has a single exon. The record is from RefSeq and is a predicted model, not a curated record. The coding region runs from base 1 to 3273 and encodes 1090 amino acids.
AUGUCGCUCGCUGCUACCCUCGCCGCCAGUGGCAUGCGCCCCGCCAGCUUCCUUCCAACCAUCAAAUGCUCCAACUGCGGAGACGAGAUCGAGAUCGCGGCCAUGAGCGAACACGCCUGCUCCGCUGCGCCGACAUCCCCCAAAGCCGCUCCUCCCAGCUGGUCCAACCCUUUCACCCUGCGCCAAAUCAAUGCGAGCGAGAACAAGCCGCUUCAACCCUCGCCGCUACAAUUCGAUGCUCCUGAGCCCGAGCCCAAGGCUGCGCCGCGGCAGUUCAGCCCAGAUGACAACAAACCGGCGCAACCUUCGCCGCUACAAUUCACUUCCGAACCCUCCGAAAUAAGACCACGGGCGCCGACCGAAGGGUCAAGCCAACUACCUUCUCUCAAUACGUCGAGGCCUGCGCUCCCGCGAAUCAACUCCGAAUUAGCGAAUCAGCCUUUCCUCGGCCGAAUGCCACCCACGCCCUUGUCGCCCUCCUCGAGCGUGCGUUCGGGGAGCAGCAGUAGCAGCAAGAAUGUCCCACCCAAGCGCGCCAUGACCACUCCCGCGCCGCGGCUGUGGGACCCACGACCGCCUAGUCCUGAGCUGUCUGCGAAUCUCGACUGCGCUUUCCCUCCCUUUCCUACUCCUGCUGUUGCCAAACGGAAGGCUUCUACAGCAAGCCAGUCAUCAGCGAGAAGCGCCGCCAGACGAGAUGUGUCCGCCGCCGAGUCAAGAAGUCCCGUUGGCAGUCAGCCAGAGGAUGCUCCAUUCAGCAAGCUGGAGCUCUCGAAGACGGGCUUAGACUCGAGAAGGCCGAGUAACGAGGAUCGAUCGCAACCCUCGACGCCCGUACUGGAGAAACGACCGAGUCCCCGGAUCGAUCCACUCUCACCUCUGGCAGAAUCCCCGGCUUCCGAGGAGCCUCCAGCGCCUGCUAUCAUCUCCCCACUUGCAUCCGCUGUCAUGCCAAUGUCUCCGACCUCAGAAAGCGGCUUUGAGGCAUUCCCAGCACCACCUCCUGCUCAGAACCGUGUUCCACCACAGAGACCUCCGCGGCCUGACGAUCCCCUGACCCCGGCGAACAUCACCUUUGCUUCGCUUUUGGGAGAGUCUCCAUCGCCCUCGAUGUCCUCAAUGUCCUCGAUGCCCAAAUCCCCCGCUGUUGAUUCACCGCCUCCACCUGCGGCCGCCCCAAAGCCUCCGGCAGCAGAGAGUGGCUUCAAGGCAUUCAAGCGUGCGCUCAGUCUGAAACGUGUCGCAUCGCGGAAGCCUGCACGGCCGGAAGAGCCCAUGCCACCCGCCACCGUCGCUGCUCAGCUGGCAAUGGCUUACGAGCCCAGCCAGAAGAAGCCUCCUCCGUCACGUCCAGCGCGGCCUGCAGAGGGAAUUCCAGAUGCACUCCUGAAUCCGCUGAGCCUCCAAACCCGCACAAUGCGUGAGCCGCUCUCGCCACGACCGUGGGCGCUACAGGAAUCAGAUCGCAGCCAGACUGUUCCAUUGUCUUCAACGACGGACUUUGAUCUGCUGACUUCGCCUACCUUGUCGAAGAUGGCGAGCGAGCCUGCCCUGCGGUUCAACGCCGAGCUCACGAGCGCCGGCCCGCCGCCAUCUCCUCCACGUAUCAACGAGAACCUUGACGACUCACGACUGGACCCCCGCAAGCAUGAUGCACCUCCUGUUCCUCCACUUGUGGACGCCCACCGAUCACUGGAGAGUUUGCACAAGUCCUACGCAUCAGGGGCCUCAACGGACUGCUCUGAAACAUCACUUGGAGAUCUCUCGUUUGGACGUAGUAACACCACUGCGGAGCAAAGUCCGGUCAUUAGCGCGGCAAGCAGUUUGGAUCUCUUCUCGCCGCUCUCAAUGGUCGUUGCGAAAGAGCAGGACGAGGAGGACGACGCUCUCCGCGUGCCAGCCCUUAACGUUACGGGUCCGAAACAGCUGAGCUUUGAAGUGGAAGAGGUACAUGACGAGACUCCUCAUGUUGAAGAGGUGGCGCCGCUUCGAACGACGCUCUGCCCGGUCUCGCCACUGGAGCCGGAGGCUGUGGCACGCGAUGAGCAGCUGGAUGACGAUGCGUUGCCCUCGCCACCGCUGCCUAGCCCUCCGGCUGUGGAUACCUGGGGAAUGGAGUCUCCUAUGGAUCCAGCUCUGAGUGAUGGCAUCUUUGGGCAGCCCGGAGAUGCCCCUUCUCCGAGCCCGGUUUCAACGCCGACUGCGCCCCUCUCGUUGACACCGGAUCCACUCGACGUUGCUGCAUCUCUCAGUCCAACUCCGGCAGAACCUGUGCGGGAGUCGUUGAUACCUGAUACGGCUGGGGAGAUCCAUUCUCCUGCUCCACUCUCACCACCACUUGUGCAGGAGUCGUUUUCAGUGGAUUUGCAGGAGGAAGCCGCUUCGCCAAACCCACUUUCAAUAUCACCUGCGGAGGUGUCGUUAGCACCAGAUUCGCCCAAGUUGGAGAGACUCUCGAGCUCCGUGUGCGAUCCGAAGCGGCCCCAUUCGACUGCUUCUACUCAGGUAGCCGUGCCUGAGGCCCAAUGUGCAGAAGCUCAACAGGCACCCCCCGACGCCAACUUCCAAGACUUCAACUUCGGCGAGUCCGUUGCAUCUGAACUCCUCCCGUCCGACUCCUCGGCAUCGUCCAGUCGCAAGGCUUCUGAGAGCGCCGGGUCCACCACAUCCGAGCCGUCACAACCUACAAUCACAUCGCCCGAAGCUCCUCCCAUCCCACAAUCCGGCGUGGAAUCCGGCCUCAUCCGCAAAGGCACGACGGGCGCCAAAGCCUCCUGUCGCGGCUGCAGACAGCGCAUCGAAGGCAAAUCCGUCAAAGCGGCCGACGGCCGCCUCACCGGCCGCUGGCACCGCGCCUGCUUCGUCUGCCACACGUGCGCCUCCCCCUUCACCACGGCGGACUUCUACGUCUUCAACAACCACCCCUACUGCGAGCAGCACUACCACGAGAUGAACGGCUCCGUGUGCCACGCCUGCCACCGCGGCAUCGAGGGCCCCUUCCUCGAGACCUCGUCCGGCCCGCCCGCCGGCCACGAGGUGCGCAAGUAUCAUCGGCGCUGCUUCACUUGCGUUGAGUGCAGGAUGGUGCUUUCCGAUGGGUACUUUGAGAUUGGCGGGAUGGUGCAUUGUGAGCGCCAUGCGCUUGCUGCUAUGCGGCAGCAGGCGGCUAGGAGGGCGCCGCCGCCGGGUACCGUGGCCCCUCGACUGAGCAGCGGACUGCGAGCGGAGAGUUUCAAGGCUGAGAGGAGGCGGACGAGGCUGAUGCAGAGUUGA